GGUAAGUUGCCACAUCAGCAGGCCACGUGAGCAGGCCACAACAGCAGGACCCGUCAGUGCAUGGUGCUCACCCGCUCAAAGACAAGCGGCAUGGAGCAGCAGCCAGGCGAGACUACCGAGGCCUAUGAGGCCCGCAUGCUGGACAUGGUGGCAGAGUACAAACAACGGGCAGCUGAGGCAACAUUCGCACGUAAGAAGGAAGACGAUGAAGCAGAGGAACAGCGUCGCCUCGCUGAACAGCAGCGACAGGCGGACGCUGAGGCAGCAGCGACGGCCGCAGAUGAACGUCGUCGACUACGCCGAGACAAACUCCUCGAAUGCGAGGGGGAUAUUGAGGUGAUCGCUGGCGAAUGGGCAGUGGCUGCUGAAGAGGAGGGUGCCCCCUCUGCUGUGCGUGGCCUUGCAACCACAAUCGAACAUGUGAGCGACUUGGUCGCCACCUGUGCAGCACAGCAAGAGGACAUCCUCUGCAUGGACACCCUGGUCCGGAAGCAGAUUCGUGUUAUUGACGAACUGCUUGACCGGGUACGCCGGCUGGAACAGCAGCUUGCAACAGCCACCCCAGCUGGACCCUCCAACUUGGCGGAUCGCAUCAACGUCUUGGAGAUCGACGUCGGAACUCUCAAGGACGGCGCUUUAACAACAAGUCAGCGGAUUGACCAGCAGAUUUGCGUUGCCGCAGCCAGUCCAACCGCGACCAAUCGCGAGAGCAUUCCGAAGUUUGACGGCCUCCCGAUCUUCUGUGAUGCAACGAAGACGGACCCGAUCCCAUGGUGGCGUCAGUUUGAGCUGGAGUUGGACAUUCACCACGUCUUCUGUGAUGCAACGAAGACGGACCCGAUCCCAUGGUGGCGUCAGUUUAAGCUGAAGUUGGACAUUCACCAUGUCAUCAAUCCGAACCGGCACUCGUACUUAUACUCCCGCUCGGGAGGUGCGUGCCAGGCAUGGCUGGACAACAUGUUGUCCACGCACAACGUCGCAGUCUCCGAGCUGCAUACGAAGAUCAGUUGGGCUGAUCCCAAGGCAGCAUGGCAUAAGCGGUUCCAAGUGGAGCCGCCCGAGCUUCAGGCAGCCGAGAAACUUCAACGGUUCUAUCAGAAUGACCUGCCAAGCACGGACUGGAUCACCGAGUACCAACGCUUGGCAUCCACGCCUAACUUGCCGUCGACAUUCGUCGCUAUCAAGCACUUCUUCAUCAGGAGGAGCUGCCCGGCGUUGCAGAACGCCUUGAUGCAAGUUACGGAGACGCUCACCACAAGUGAGCAGCUUUUUGACAAAGCCUCGCAGAUCAUCCUGGCGAACAUCGAGGCCAAGAAUUUGGGCCAUUCGUCUGCUGCAGGCCAGGGCAGAGGACAGCAUCGGUCGAAAGUGGCCGUGGUCGCAGCAACUACAGCGACCAACAUUUCAAGUGAGGCUGCCUCUUCUGAGGAAGGAGACAGAUUGGCAAUCGCCCGGGAUGGUGGCCGCCCCGCCAGAGGGCGAGGACGCAGCAGACCGAAGACACACACCACUUCAGCCCCCGAGGCCGGACCAGCGGCUCAAGAGCCUUGGACACAUUACGGUAUCUCGGAAGGCGUAUACCGCCCCGCGAGUUUCGCAUGCAGCGGUACGAUGAUAACAACGCACCACUCCUUUACGUCCACAUCCAAGUUGGGCAAGCGUCCUGCAGCGCUUUGCUGGAUAGCGGCGCGACUCGCAAUUUCAUCAGCCAGUCCUUUAGCGCAAAGGGCUGGCCUUGGCGCUCAAGUUCGACGAAAGCCAAACCCGACGGCGAUCAAGUUGGCGGACGGUCGGACGCAACAACUCCUCGAUAGCUACAUUGAAGCCGUGCCAGUUUAUUUCGCACCUCAUGCAUGCGAACCGGUGACGUUUGACGUCUUGGACACGGACUUCGACAUCAUUCUGGGCAUGCCUUGGCUUGCAAGUGCGGAUCACACGAUUAACUUCCAUCAGCGGACACUUACCGUUCGCGACGCCUUCGGCGCCGAGGUGCCGUGUACCAUUCCUCUUCCGCAGUCCUCGAUCCGGUGCCAAGUUGUAACGGCCAAGUCUUUUCGAGCCACUUGCGCUUACGAGCGGACCCACGAGAUCGGCCUAUGUUUUCUACGAGCCGCCGCGACGACCGAAUCUUCACCAACGGACUUGUCUUCGGACCCCCGAGUGGUGCGGCUGCUCGACGAAUUCACCAACAUCUUCGAGUCUCCUACCGGUGUGGUGCCGGAUCGGCCAAUCUCCCACGAGAUCAUUCUCGAGGCCGGUGCCGUGCCGCCGAAAGGAUGCAUAUAUCGCAUGAGCGAGGAAGAGCUUGAGGUUCUCCGCGCUCAACUCGACGAUCUUUUGGACAAGGGCUGGAUCCGCCCUAGCAGCUCACCAUAUGGUGCGCCAGUUCUCUUCGUACGGAAGAAGAACAAGGAUCUUCGCUUGUGCAUCGACUACCGCAAGCUCAACGCACAAACCGUCAAGAAUGCGGAACCUCUUCCGCGAAUUGACGACCUUCUCGAGAGUUUGGGUGCCGCAAUUUUUUUUUCAAAGUUGGACUUGAAGUCGGGUCACCAUCAAAUCUCCAUACGCCCGCAAGAUUGCUACAAAUCCGCGUUCAAGACGUUGUACGGACACUUUGAGUGGAUCGUUAUGCCGUUUGGUCUCACCAAUGCCCCGGCAACCUUUCAAGCGGCAAUGACCAACGAGUUCCGUGCGAUGCUGGACCGGUUUGUACUAGUCUACUUAGACGACAUCCUCGUCUAUAGCCGGACAUUGGAGGAUCAUCUUGAGCACCUCGACGAGUGUUGGAGACGCUCCGCCGCGCCAAGCACAAAGCCAACCACAACAAAGGGCAUCAGUCCGUUGUCGGACAAGAUUCAAGCCAUCAAAGAGUGGCCGGAACCGAAGACCGUCACAAACGUUCGUUCCUUCCUUGGCUUAGCUGGCUACUAUCAACGCUUCAUCAAGGGAUAUUCGAAGAUCGCGGCUCCUUUAUCCAAGCUUCAAUGCGAGGACCGGCCAUUCGACUUCGACGACCAUGCGCGAACUUCAUUCUUGGCUCUCAAAGCCGCAUUGCUAUCCGCGGAGGUGUUGCGCAUCUACGAUCCGCUUUUGCCAACACGUGUCACUACCAAUGCGUCCGGCUAUGGCAUUGGUGCUGUUCUCGAGCAACAUGACGGUGUGGACUGGCACCCGAUCGAGUACUUUAGCAAGAAACUGCCCGGCGUGCACUCGAUUGACGAUGCACGGAAGGAGGAAGCGAUUGCCAUGGACAUUACCGACCCGUUCCCCAAGCACAAGACCGGAGUGGAUGGGAUUCUCACGGUGGUCGACCGACUCACCAAGUUCGCCAUGUUUUUGCCUUGCCGCUACCAUGCCAAGGCACCGGAAUUGGCCGAGGUUCUCUACGCCGGUUGGAUUCGAACCAAGGGUUACCCCAAGGAAAUCGUUUGCGACCGCGACACUCGGUUCAUGUCCGACUUUUGGUUGGCGCUCAUCAAGCGAUGGGGCUCUUCACUCAAGCCCAGUUCCGCUCGCCACCCCCAGACCGACGGCCAAACGGAGAGGGCGCACCAGACCGCACAGGUUCUCCUUCGUACUCUCAUCCGCCCGGACCUGAGGGAUUGGGUUGAGCGGUUGCCGGAUGUCGAGUUGGCCUACAACUCCUCCAUCCACCCGGCUAUUGGGAUGUCGCCCUUCGAAUUCGAUCACGGCUCGCCGGUCACUUCCCCGUUGGACACCAUCAUUCCACGAGCGGCCGAGAGCGACGACCAUCUUCUCUUCUUACGUCGGAUGCAAGAGCUUCUUGUCAAAGCACGCGACCAGAUGGCUAAGACGCAGCAGCGCAUGAGCCAGCAGGCCAAUCGCCAGCGUCUUCCUUGUCCAUUCCGCGCCGGCGACCUCGUUGGGUUUCCGCAGCGGAAUUCAACCUUGAACAAGACAUCUUUUGCAAGCUCCUUCCGAAAUGGAUGUGGCCUUGGCCGAUUGUAGCACCCACUGGAGACGCACCUAAGGGACCUUCCUUCACGAUUCGGGUGCCCGCCCACUUGCCCGUCUACCUAGUCUUUCAUUGCUCCAAGUUGGCUCUUUACACGCCAGCGGAUCAUGAGGAUUUUCCCGGGCGACGUUCGCAAGACCCACCCUCUAUGGACGGAUUUCAGGAGGUCGGCGACAUCAUCUCCCAGCGACGCUACGGCAACAGGCCAACCGAGUACUUGGUACAUUUUGCAUACUGCACACAUCGAGUUGACCGUUGGUUGACCCGUGCGGAACUUCAAGAAACAGCUCCAGACGUUCUCGCACGCUACGAACGCAAGAUGCAAGGCAAGCCGGUCUCUUUCGCUCCACGCCGCACCCGCGU
Messenger RNA from Chara braunii, 4342 nucleotides. The record is from the annotation of a GenBank genome assembly. Lineage: Eukaryota; Viridiplantae; Streptophyta; Charophyceae; Charales; Characeae.